Molecule: messenger RNA, 2487 nt
Organism: Pogonomyrmex barbatus (red harvester ant)
Lineage: Eukaryota; Metazoa; Arthropoda; Insecta; Hymenoptera; Formicidae
Biological process (GO): autophagosome-lysosome fusion
Source: RefSeq, a predicted model, not a curated record
UAUUGAUUCGAUCGCGUCGUUCUUGCCCGCGGCGAUAAGUACGAAAUUAUGGAAUCUCCGGGAAACGAAAGUUCUUGCGACUCGUACUCGACCGCCUGUGACCGGAAUUCAGCUGGCGGCACUCGGCACAUCGUUUUCAACGUCCUUCUACUGCAGUAUUUCUGGAACCAUGCUCCAUGGAACACCGGAAUCCUGCGAAGGAAAACAGUACUUUUUUAUUUGGCGAAUAACUUUGGAUAUAAGUCGAUGAGAGGCAGCGUCACCGGACCACAAAGUCGAGAUAAAUAUGUUCUGGAUGAUCAAAUAACCGUUGGACAUUCGAAGAUGAAUUGGCCACUGGUACUGACUUGUUUUUUGCUGCCACAAUCGUGCAUUCUCGGUGCAUCGCGUGGCUGUACUUUCCCGGAGGAGUGGUACGGUCGGUGGUUCCAGUCGGGGAUUACGGACCUGGUGACCGUCAACGGCUCCGAAAUCACCAGCAAGGGCUUCUGCAUCGAGAAAAACGGCGACAAGUUCCUCGUUCACGACACGAAAUAUAGAUGUUACCGGUGCAUUGUGAUGCAUGCGCAACAUGCCAACGUUCUGCAGUAUAAAGAAACUUAUUGCACGAGCGAUUCACCGGAACCGAGUCUGCUGACCCAAUGCGGCACGUUGACCAGCGACGCCACUCUAAUCUCUCUGUUUCGCUCCAAUGCAGCGCCGCUGCCCUGCCCCAUUAAGGGUCCCUUGGAGUUCACGUACAGCCAGGGCGAGGGCGAGUGCAAUUCGCCGCAGUCACGGGCGGAAGCGUGCACGCAGGACUCGCGUCUGCUCCUGCGCUACCAGGCGUGCGCCAACGUUCAUUCAUCCGAAAGCGUGGGUCAAAAAAUAUCAUGCACAUGUGCAAAAUUUGCGUUGCGGAGGGAAACCUCGGCGACGAAACGAGGAAUCUUCUUUCCACAGCCAUCUUUUUAUGUUACAGAAAAGCCACCGGAGCAUUGCACGUAUCCGUCCUGGGUGGUGGCCGGUAAAUCGUGGGUGGCUUUGGAUCGAAUGGCUUCCCGACUCCUGGCGUCGCCUUACAAUCUCACAAUCCUCGACCGAAACGAAACCCGCCUUGUUUGCCAUUCAGUUGUUUCCAUUGAUGAGCAUCGCUAUCACCAUUCCAUGCCGAUCGAUAAGGAGAAUCAGAAGCAGUUCGUCGCGAAAGCAACGCGGGAUUGCAAGAACGGAUACGUAUGCGUCAUGUUCCACAAGAGGGACGAGCACGUAAUAGAGAUGCAACUGUCGGAAUGGGGCCAGCAGCCCGACGACAUAUGCAACUCGAGCACGUUCAACUCGCACACGAUGCCGUACACGACGUUCAUCACAUCCGACCCGAUGACCAGGCAAUGUCCCAAUCUCGGUCGCUACGAGAUUGUGUCGUUGUUUCGGCCACCGAACGCCGACAACGUCGAAAACGUAUUGACCGUCGAUGGCGAGCAGAACGUUGCUAACGCAGCGGAGGUGCACGACGUGAGAGUGCCCUCGACAGCAUUCCCAAGCCAGUGCCACCACGGUAGUGUACGUAGAUUGGACAUCGGUUGCAGGACACCCGAUCGUAUGGAGUUCGCCACGUCUUGCAGCGACGAGGCGUUAUCCGAGUACUUAUGCCACGGAACUUGGGUGGAGAACGACACUGCUUACUUGGUGGCCAGCACUGACGUUGGACGUUACUGCCUCGUUUACAGCGCGUCCGCCGCGACGACAGGAAGUCGUGAACUCUCGGUGACGGGCCAUCUCGCUUCCUGUCCGAGGGCCUCUCAUCGCCACCCAGUCUCGUGGCAGGUGAACCUCACGUCGUACGCUCAAUGCGGCGACGUCUCGUCGGGGACCAUGUGGGUGCUUCGGAUGCCGAUAUCUCUCCUCCACAUCCUCUUCGGCACCCUCCUCGCCAGAUACAUCGCGAGGUGAUGCCACUGAGCCGGGACGCGCCACACACCGGUGGCUAUAUAGUUGAAAGGACAAAGACUUUUAUUGCGAAAUAAUUGCAUUUGUGGUGAUUAUAUAUGACGUACGGUGCGGUAAACUAAUAAUCAAUCUUAGGACAUAAGUGAGCGCUAGCGCGUGCGUCGUGAUGCAGGGAUGGGUGAAGUGAUUAAGAAAAAAAAAAAAUAAAAAAUAAAAGAGACAAGUCGGAAACGGGUAAGGUAUAUAUACAUAUAGAGAUGCAUGUGUCAGCCCCGCGAAUGUGGCAGAGUCGCGGAAGCGAGGCUUUCCGAAUGUACAUAAAAAUCGACGCCUCCACGAAACACGCUGUUUCUUCGCACGUUGUUCUAUGAGAGAUCGAUCGAAAUAAAGAUACUAUGGGAAAAUGAGUAAUCUUAACUAUUGCAAAAAAAAAAAAUAGAAAUAUGAUGCGUAUACCUAUAUGCGAUUAUAUAAUCACAUUUAAGGACGUUUCAUUAAUGCUGUUGUUAAAAUAACGAUAUCUUCUUAUGAAGUUGUAAUAAUAAAAGUAAAAAAAAA